Molecule: messenger RNA, 693 nt
Organism: Symbiodinium sp. CCMP2592
Lineage: Eukaryota; Dinophyceae; Suessiales; Symbiodiniaceae
Source: the annotation of a GenBank genome assembly
AUGGCCGCUGUGCAGAUCAGUGUCUUCCACGACUCGGAUGUGCAGAGUCAGGAUGGUGCCGAGACCCCGCGUGGACAUCGAUACGAAAGCCAUGCAAACCUCUCGAACCUGAAGCUUGUCUUCGCCGAGCCCGAGCGCGGGCUGCCAUCAUUGCGCCGAGGCUGGCGCACACCGGACCCCUCGCCGGAUCGGACGGGACUCCCGAAGUGCGCCCCCUAUGCUGAGUAUCUCGAGGAGACCGAGGAGGCUUUGGAUGUGCAUGGGCGUGGGAGGCCAACGGAUGCGCACGCAGCAGUGCGUUUCCAGACCCCAUCCCCGGCGCCCCAGGCCGUCCCCGACUUCCGCAUGGACUCCUAUGUGAAGCAUGUCGCACAGGCUUUCCGUGCAAGCUGGGCCGAUCAAAGUGAGGACACAGAGGAGACAGAGUCGCCCGUGGAGGUGGAGGCAGAGUCGCCUGCAGAUUCCGAUCAGAAGCCUUUGCUGUAUCCCUUGUGUGCUUCCUUCGGCUCCCGAGGACAUCCCUUCUCGUGCAACGCUGCUUGCAAGUAUGCGACAAAGGGCAAGGGCUGCAAGGACGGCGCCGAUUGUGAUCACUGCCACCUCUGCACAUGGAAGAAGCCAGUCGCCCAGAAUCGCCGCACUCGUCCUGCCGGACGGCCUCGCAAGCCCAGGCAGAACCACGGCGAUGCGUGA